AUGGCUGAAGACCACAGCGAAGCAGUUCAGAGUGGGGAGAAACAAAGUGCAAAGGGGGGCAAGGAGAACCGUGACUUUGUGGCUGCUCUGAGUCAAGAAGACAAGAGCCUGAACUUUGAGGAACAGAUCCUGGAAGCUGCCAAAUCCAUUGCUGCAGCCACAAGCACCCUGGUGGGCAUCAUCCCUGCCAAUGCAGUGGACAAUGGACAGUGGUUUCAGGGACUCAUUUCAGCCAUGAGUAUCAAGGUCAUGCCUGCAUGCAUGGUAGCUGCUGCUACCAACAACCUGUGUGAAGCCACCAAUGCAGCAGUGCAGGGCCAUGCCAGCAAGGAGACCAAGCAGGUGGCUGCCUCCACAUCACAGCUCCUGGUGGCCUGCAAGGUGAAGGCUGACCGUGACUCAGAGGCCAUGAACUGGCUCCAGGCUGCCGGCUAUGCAGUGAAGAGAGCAUCAGACAAUCUGGUGAAGGCAGCACAAAAAGCAGCUGCCUUCCAGGAUCAUGAUGAGACAGUGGUGGUGAAGGAGAAGAUGGUUGGGAGAAUUGCACAGAUCAUCACUGCCCAAGAGAAAAUGCUGCGCAAGGAGCAGGAGUUGGAGGAGGCGUGGAAAAAGCUGGCCAUGAUCCGGCAGCAGCAGUACAAAUUCCCGCCCUUGGAGCUGCAGAAUGAAGAGCAGAACUGAGUCCUGCACCCUUCCACCACUUACCACACAGACUGCUGCCUACCCACUCCUAUUUAAGACAACCUUCCUCAAACAAAGGGCUGCCUGGGCUAGACCAGAGCUCUGCCCGCACCCAGAGUGCUAGGACUAACCUAGUCACCACUCAUUGGCACCGCACCAGCAACUGUGCUUUGCCACCCAGCCCACCUUCCCAUGCACACCUAGGGCAUGGCCAGAGCACCUCAAGGGGCCUAACUGGAGUGAGAGCUGGGGCUGUGCCAGCUCAGAGCUCACCCACCAGACCCAGAGGCUGGGGGGCUGGAGAGCUCCCCAGCAUGGGGAAUGUUUCCAUGUGCAUUCAUCAUUCCCACUUGUGUUCCUUUCUUCUCUCUCCUCUGCAUGGGAGGGGAGAGGCGGGCAGCUUGCCCUCUGUGCAAUGGGGUGCAGGGAGCAGCGUGGUCCUUCACUGAGCUCUUGCAUGGAGCUGCCUUUCACCUCCAGUGCCCUAUUGCUGGCUAAAUCUCCCUCUUCCUCCCCAGCUUCCCUGGGAGACAUCAAGCAUGCACACACACACACACCAUGAACAUCUUCUUCAGCCUGGGCCCCUCCUGGGAGGUCUGGAAGCUGCACUGCCUCUACUCAGGGUGGGGGAAUGCAAUGGGUUUGCCCCUGGAGCUGCUCUUUGCCUUCCCACCGGGCUUUUCCCCCUUGUGGCCCCAGCCAGCUCUGCCCUGUUCUUCUUUCCCAAGUGCCUGCAUCAUUUUCCAAGACCUGCAGUAUUUUUGGAACUUUUUAGUUUCUCUAGUAUCGAACCUGCAGCUUUUAACAUACAUUUACUAAGCUUCCCCUAUUAAACAUUGGAGGAAACCAGCUUCCUCCUGACACUCUGGCCUGGGAGGUGUCAAUGUCUCCUUGGAAAGACAUGUUCAUCAAUAAAAUCUAGUUUUACU
This is a messenger RNA of Falco peregrinus (peregrine falcon), 1610 nucleotides long. Its product is annotated as talin-1-like. Gene Ontology annotation, molecular function: actin binding; integrin binding. Lineage: Eukaryota; Metazoa; Chordata; Aves; Falconiformes; Falconidae. Gene Ontology annotation, biological process: platelet aggregation. The record is from RefSeq and is a predicted model, not a curated record. Gene Ontology annotation, cellular component: plasma membrane; focal adhesion.